This is a messenger RNA of Phodopus roborovskii (desert hamster), 2222 nucleotides long. RefSeq names its product tetratricopeptide repeat domain 9 (gene Ttc9). The record is from RefSeq and is a predicted model, not a curated record. NCBI's taxonomy places the organism in Eukaryota, Metazoa, Chordata, Mammalia, Rodentia, Cricetidae. Gene Ontology annotation, molecular function: protein binding. The transcript has 3 exons. The coding region runs from base 181 to 846 and encodes 221 amino acids.
GAGGGGAGCGAUCGCAGGAGGAGGGAGCAGCCUCGGGCGGCUGGCGACUAGGAUGGGAGUGCGGGGCAAGCGCGCGGCGCCCAGGGUCACGGCCGCCGCGGAGUCUGCGGGGCGCGAAGCCAGCGCCCGGCGCUUUUAAAGCCGGGAUCGUGGUGCGCUCCUGGCGCGGGCGGCGGCCGGAUGGAGAGGAAGGGCUUGGCGGCCCGAGCCUCGGGGAACCCUAGCCCGCCCGCGCUGGGCGAGGGGCCGCGGCCCGUGCCGCCACCGUGCGUCCCGGGUGGCGGAGGAGCCCCAGAACGGGGCCAGGCUGGGGCGGCGGCCGAGCCCGCGGAGCUCAUCCGGCGCGCGCACGAGUUUAAGAGCCAAGGGGCACAGUGCUACAAGGACAAGAAAUUCCGUGAAGCCAUCGGCAAAUACCACAGAGCGUUGCUGGAGCUGAAGGGGUUGCUGCCGCCCCCAGGGGAGCGGGAGCAGGACCCGCGGCCAGCUUCCCCGGCCGGGGUCCCCAAACCCAGCUAUCUCUCGGAGGAACAGAGCAAGACGGUUGAAGCCAUCGAGAUCGACUGCUACAACAGCCUGGCAGCCUGCCUGCUCCAGGCUGAGCUGGUAAAUUAUGAGCGAGUCAAGGAGUAUUGCCUGAAGGUCCUGAAGAAGGAAGGAGAGAACUUCAAGGCCCUUUACAGGUCUGGUGUGGCCUUCUAUCAUCUUGGGGACUAUGACAAAGCUCUUUACUACCUAAAAGAAGCAAGGACCCGACAACCAACAGACACCAAUGUGAUUCGGUACAUCCAGCUGACGGAGAUGAAACUCAGCAGAUGUUCCCAAAGAGAGAAAGAAGCCAUGUGACGGGAGGCCUCUGUCGAGCCGCGCCCAUACCUGACUAGGGCCUUCCAGGCACCCUUGGUGGAGAGUCCCUGUGGGGGUUCUCUUCCCUCUCUCCCUAGUUCUUCCUGAAGUACUCCUCCUUCCUGUUGCUCCCCAGCUCAGUCUACUCGUGUGAAAAGGUGAGGAGCACUCCUGGACCUUGGUGGGUGGCCCAAACUUGGACUCAUCCUCUUCCCUAGCAGGCCGGCAAACAGCACAGCUGGAAAAGAGUGUCAUGGAUUGGGUGCAGAUGGCACUGUGGCUUCAGCUUGGGCCUGGCAGGUGUGAGCAUCGGACAGUCUGGACUCUCUACACCUUCUCGAUGAACCAGAGCACCUUGAGGAAACUGAAAGAAGUCUGGCACUGAUGGAUGGGAGAGGCAUUGCUUGCUCCAACGCUGAGACUGUGAAUUUCCUUUCUUCCCCUCUGUCACCUGAGCCCUUGCCACACCCCCUUACUUGUCCAGGCUUGUAUUUUAUUCUCUCCCAUUGGGAGGUCAGAUCCUUGCCAAGAUUCACAUACCAUUACGACCCACUCUCCGUGCCCUCUGGUGACCACACAUACCAUUCCCCCGCCUCCCAGCCAGCAGGCAGCUGUGACAGCAGAAGAGCAGGGUGACAGGGGCCAAAUGUUGGGGGCAGAGCAGACAGUGUAGGUGACGAGCAGGGAAAGAUGACGUGGAGGGGAAAGAAAGAGCCUUGGGUGGGCUGAGGGACUGGGCUAAUCAGUGUAAAUAAACACGAGUUCCCAGGCAUCAGUUCCUGUCAUUUCUGUUGAACAUGGUCCACUCCCUCACUGCUCUUCCCUACAGCUUCCCCUAAAUCCAAUGACUGUUAGUCCAGGACUAAGCGUCGUGUUGGCCACAGCCUUUGUGCUAUUAGGAAUAGGCUGGGAUUGUGGAGACUGCUCCAGGACCUGGCUUUGUGAGAAUUUGUCCAGACCCCUUUUGUGACAACAUUACCUGAACUCGUUACCUAGCACAUACCAAAUUUUUGUUGAAUGGAUACAUUUUGACUGCAGACUGACUCUUCUGCCUUAAACUAAUUGGGUCCCAGCCUGGUCUCGCAUAUGCUUUUAUGCUAUGCCGUGUAGAAACAUCUCCUGGGGGCUUACAGUCCCCGCCCCCAGUGUAGUAUAGGAUGUAGUCCCAGCCUUCACAGAAACAGGAAAGCUGAGAAAUCCAUAUGAGAUUAUUACCAAUGACACCACUAAUGUAUAGGAUGCUUAAACAUUUUCAAGGCACUUUCAUGUAUUUUUCGUGUGACUUAGUGAGACACUGUUGUAUAAAAUUAAAAUAUAUACAGAUGCAAUAAUGUUAAUAGUUAGGAUUUAUUAAAUGCUCUAUCUUCAGAUCUUUA